Messenger RNA from Klebsormidium nitens, 1512 nucleotides. Lineage: Eukaryota; Viridiplantae; Streptophyta; Klebsormidiophyceae; Klebsormidiales; Klebsormidiaceae. The record is from the annotation of a GenBank genome assembly.
AUGGACGAGGAGAUGCGGUCUUUGUUGGAGAACGGGACUUGGGAGCUCGUCGAAAAACCGGAGGGGGUGAAGCCGCUUCCCAUGAAGUGGGUUUACAAGAUUAAGCGGGAUGCGCUUGGGAACGUGGAGCGGUAUAAGUUUCGAUUGGUGGCGAAGGGGUACUUGCAAAAGCAAGGAAUUGACUUCGAGGAGGUCUACGCCCCGGUGAGCAAGCACACAAGCUUGAGGGCGCUUCUCGCGGUGGUUGCGGCGCGUGACCUAGAGCUUCACCAACUCGACGUCAAGACGGCGUUUCUCAACGGCGAGUUGGAGGAGACGAUCUACAUGCAGCAGCCGCAGGGGUACGAGCAAGGCGGGUCGGAGAUGGUUUGCCUCCUCAAGCGCUCCCUUUACGGGUUGCGCCAGGCACCGCGGGCAUGGUACCUGCGCCUGAAGGAGGAGCUCGGGUUGCUUGAGUUUGGGGCGUCCGUUGCGGACGCGGCGCUUUUCGUGGGGGAGGUCGACGGGGAGGAGGUCUUCCUUCUCGUUUGGGUGGACGACAUCCUCAUCGCUAUUCGUGGGAAGGACCGCGUGGCGAAGGUGAAGGCGCACCUCGCGCGGACGUUCGACGUGAGGGACUUGGGGGAGGCGACUUACUUCCUCGGGAGUGAGUUGGCGCGCGACCGGGAGGCGCGCACUCUGAAGCUGACGCAGAAGAGGCAGACGGGGGAGCUCCUUGGACGACACGGGUUGGCGGGCGCGCGGCCGCGCUCGGUUCCCCUCGGCACGGCGGGGAAGCUGACGAGGGAGGGGACUCCGCUUGACACGGCGAAGUUCCCCUAUAGCGAGCUCAUCGGAAGCUUGCUCUAUUUGAGUGUUUGCACGCGGCCCGACAUUGCUCAGGCCGUGGGGGCAUUGGCGCGCUACACAAGCGCGCCAACGGAGGCGCAUUGGGCGGCGGCGCUCGGGGUGGUGCGCUAUUUGGCGGGGACGGCGGAGGCCGGAGUAACCUUUGGGGGGAGCGAUGAGCUCCUUGAGGUGUUCUGUGAUGCGGAUUUUGCAGGGGACGUUGACAUGAGGCGUUCCACGACGGGGUACGUCUUCCUGAUGUACGGGGGCGCGGUGAGUUGGUCAAGCCGUCUGCAGCCGACGGUGGCGGUGUCCACGGUGGAGGCGGAGUACACAGUGAGCGCGGCGCAGGCGGUGAAGGAGGCGCUAUGGUUUCGCAAGCUCGGGGGAGACUUGGGGUUGGGGCUUGGGACGGUCCCAAUCGACUGCGACAACCAAGGGGCAAUACAGCUCCUAAAGCAUCCGGUCGCAACACUGCGGUCGAAGCACAUUGACGUGUUGCAUCACUUUGCACGGGAGCGGGUGGCACGCAAGGAGGUUGGGUUCGCUUAUUGCAGGACGGAGGACAUGAAGGCGGACAUCAUGACCAAGGCGCUGACUCCGGGGAAGUUCUUCAAGUGUCGCAACAAGGAAAACUCCCAUGUGGGAAGUACCUCCCUUUGGUGCCCCUUUAAGCACCCGUGA